CCCCCUCCACCCCUUAAUCUCUCCGGCCUUCCUUCCAGCGCGUUCUGUAAAUUGCAGCCGCUAUUGUUGCCGCACACAGCCACAAGAAUGAGCGUUUCCAUAGCAACUCGCACCGCCGCCGUCACAGCAGCAGCAGCAUCAUCGGUCCAGCUUGGGGUCAUUGGAUUCCGCACUGCACACACGUGCACCCACAGUCAGGCGCCGUGAUUGGCUGUGGCAACGGUUGCCGCGGCGGCGUGAACAGGGGAAGGCGCCAUGGCCCGGAACGAGGGUCCGAGUGCGCAUCGUGUGCCGGCGCUGUCACCUCGGGCCGCCACGUCGAGCGGGCGACUCUUCACCAUCAGGGAGCAGGAUGAGGGUCGGGGGGGAGGUGGGCGGCCAAACCGGCGGUGGAAGCAUGUGCCGUCGUCUCUCAAGGUCACUCAUGAUUACCGGAGUCCGCCGUCCGGCAAGGAUACGAUCCGGCGGGGAGAAUGCGGCGGUCGUGGUGAUCGGGAUGACGGUCGUGGAGAUAGUGGCAGUGGUGGCAAUGGAAAUUUCGGUGGCUGGGGUAGCGGUCGCCUUAAGGGCCGUGAUGGUGGUAAUAGUGGUGGUAGUGGACAUGGUAGUGAUGGCAAAAGUGGUGGUGGUAGUGGAGGCGGUAUUAGUGGCGGUGGUAGUGGCAGUGGUAGCGGAGGCGAUGGUGGCAGCGUUAGUGGCGAUGUCAGUGGCAGUGGCAGCUGUGAUAUUGAUGGUGGUGGUAUUGGGGAUAGUGGUAGUGGCGGGGUUAGCCAUUGCGGUGGUGGUAGGGAUGCUGGCGUUGGGGGUAGCGUCGGUCACGAACCAAACCACAAUGGUACUGCCGGCGUCCCCGUUGCAAAAAUGGUGGUGGAAAAACGAUUACGGUUUGAGCCGAAAGUCAGCCAUUCUCAUGGGAAGCAGUCGCACAGCAAAGGAGUUCGCAAACAGAGACAGGAAGCUCACGGUCCCAGAGCUGUCAGUGUUGUCCUUUCAAAAGUGAGUCCCGGAGGUUCGCCGACGUGUAAAUAUGCUGGUGGUGCAGUGGAAAGCGCCCGAGCUUCCAGUGAGAACGGGGCCUGCUUGUUUGUGGCUGGUUACGUGACCUCCAUCAGCGCGCGGACCACAAAGUCUCAAGAGAGGCCGUCACGUGCCAAACCGUCCAGACACAUCGCAGCCUCCACACCGGGCCGCACCAGGCUGGAAGACCGGAGCUCACCGGAGAGCCGCGCCAACUCCACCCCUCCCCCGGCCAUGGCAAACAAAGCAGGCGCUGAUAACGGCGGUGCCAAGACGGACGAGAGAGUGCGGUUGGCCAAGGAGAGGCGGCAAGAGCUAGAGAAGAUGCAGGCGUCGCGGGGGGAGCUCUUCCAGGAGAAGGAGCGGAAGGCGCGCGAGCUGUACGAGCGCUUCAUGGCGGAACGGCGGAGGAGGCUCGCCGAGCAGAGGCAGCGCGAGGAGGAGAGGCGCGUCGCCGUCGACGAGAAGAGGAGGCAGAAGCUCGCCGAGGACAAGGCACGAUACGAGGCGUCCAUAAGCCGAGCUCAGGAGAAGGGGCCCCCCCGUCGAGACCCACGCAACCGCUGGUCGUGGGGGGGGCGCGCUACCUUCCAACCACACGGCCUCGCCGCGCAAGCACCACGGGGAAGCACACCAAACGAUUGUCGCUCGGUCAAUAAACCGGAAUUGACGGCUGCGGCCCCCGGAGCACUUUCUGGCACCACCGACACCCCUGACCGGCGUUCCGUCUCCACGGUGAACCUAUCACGACACCCGCCAGACUCGGUCGUCAGCAAGAGGCUGUCGAUGUCAUCGGCAACGCUGCUGAACUCGCCGGAUCGGCCUGGUUCGUCCGGAAAGAGGAAGAAAACGAACGGUCGGCGGUCCCAGCUAACGCCGAUGGAGAUGAGCAUCGUGAGCCGCCUGCUGACGCCGACGCACUCGUCGCUGGCGCGCAGCCGGAGUGUCGCCACGCUCUCAGGGGAAGGUCACUGCCCAGUGUUCCCGGUGUGCCCUCGCUCAGCCUUCGCAAGCCCCGUGCUGACCCCCACACACAGCAAGCAGCAGCACCGACACCGCAGCCGCAGCCAGGAGCGCCGGUUCAAGCCGUUCAGCACGCCGUCGCCGCUGGUGGAGCGGUUAAAGAAAGAGAAGCGGAUCUCGUCUCCAGGCGCGGGGCUGAGCGCCUCGCCGAUCCUGCGCCCUCCCCGGCGUUCCGAGCCCCCUCCCAGGUCCUGCCCGCAGACCGGCGGCACCACCACGCCCGUUACGUCGGGCAAGACCUCGGGGCCCGUGAGGGCCAACCACCCGUCGCCAGCCGCCACCGCCGCCUUCGUGUCCUCCAAGCCCCCGUCGGGGCCGCAAACGCCGCGGCCCCGUGUCGACAGAAAGGACGCGAAGGACGUGAAGGAAGCGAAGGAAGUGAAGGACGCGAAAGAGAAGAAGGAGACGAAGGCCGAGAAGGAGCGAGCCAAUGCCGCCACCGCCAAGGACGAGAAGAGGCCGGCCAUUGCCAAGAAGCCCAAGUUGUCAUCCCCCCCAGCGGCGGGGUCGAAGGUCGCCACGCCCAACGGGGCCGCGCCUGUGUCGCCGCUGCCGCCGCCGCCACCGUCGCCUUUACCACAGGCCGCCGGCGGGUACCGCGAGAAAGCGGCGAUGACGCCGGCGACGGAGCGUCGAGGCGCCGAUGGGGCACCGGCGGAAGUGGUUGAGGCACCGGCGGCGGCGGUGGUGGCGGCGGCGCCGGUACCGGUGGUGGAGGAGAAGGAGGAGGAGAAGCCGGGUGCCGAGAGAGCACGAGGAGAGAUGAUGCGUAUGCCCACCAUCGUCGUGGAAGAGGCCCCUCCUGUGGUCGACAGUGACGAAUCGGAAGAGCCCACCGCCUCCGGGUGGUUUGACGAGACCGCCGCCGCCGGCACCAAACCCACCGUCUCCACUCAAGAGGCGCCGGCGGGCGGUAAACGGCAAGGGGACCAAAGCCCUGUCGACGGCAAACCGUCGCCCAAAGAUCACCCCGCCGCCGACGGCGCCGGGAGAGAGAGCGGCGCCAGAACGGCCGAGACGACGGGGCCCGUCGAAACUGCGCGGCCGCCGCCGCCGCCGGUGGCGGAGGCGGCGGCGGCGGCGGCGGCGGCAACCGCGACGGCCGCCGCGGCGACCAAGACUCCCAAAAAGUCCGGGGCGGCGGAGGGCGAUGCGGCACGGCCGAGCGCGGCCACGGAGGAGGCCGCGACGCGGACGCCGGGCGGGAAGGGUCGCUCGGACGAGGCCAAGGCGGCGUCGGGCGGCGGUGGUGGGAAGAGUCUCGCAGGGAGCACCAACGCGGAGGACGCGACGCGGGCCCUGGCCGAGAAGCGCAAGCUGGCGCGCGAGCAGCGCGAGAAGGAGGAGCAGGAGCGCAUCGCUCACGCCGAGGCCGAGAAGCGCAUGAAGGAGGAGAUCGCUCGCCGCAAGGCGGAGGAGAGGGCACGGCGCGAGGAGGAGGCGCGGCGGCUGGAGGACGAGCGCCGGGUGCAGGAGGAGGAGGAGCGGCGGCGAGCGGAGGAGGAGCGCGAGAGGAGGGAGACGGAGGAGCGGGAGCGGCAGGUGGAGAUACAGAAGCAGAGGGAGGAGGCAGAGGUGCGGGCGAGGGAGGAGGCUGAGAAGCAGCGCGUGGAGCGCGCUCGCCAGGCUCACAAAGAGGAGCAGGAGCGGCUCGAGAGGAAAAAGCGUUUGGAGCAAAUUAUGAAGCGGACAAGGAAAUCGGAACCCAACAAGGAGAAAGAGGGGGGGAAGGACCUUGAGGAUACUCCAGAUCAGCAGAGCAACGGUGACACGGGAGACUCGCCAGGGCUGCUGAGCUUGAACGGACAGACGCACGCUCGGGAGGCGCCCACCGGGAACGGCAGCGCGGCAGUCGGAAGCCUGACCACGGAGGGGAGCAACGGGCGAGACUUCGAGGAGCUGAUCGACCUCGCGAUGGAGCCGCGGUCGAUGAAGGCGGCGGUGACGGCCGAGGGUGGCGACGCUGCCGCCGACACCGUCGGCAGCGCGACGGCACCGCCGCUGCCGCCAAACCCCCCGCUCAUCGCCUUCGAGGAGAACGGAGACUCGCUGGCCUGAGGACGGAGGCGAGGAACGGACGAUGUCUGCCGACGUUGGGGCCGCCGGCGCUGUCCGCCGCUCGCGGGCAACCGGCGCCUCCCGCGCUCAGGCACCCACAGUUUAUUGUUUUUUUUAUUCCCCCCCCGGCCCCCCAUCCGUUAUCGUUUUGAGUGUUGACUGUCACGCUUCAUCCACCGCCACCGCGCCACGAAUCCGUCGCGCGUCAUUUUGCUGCUGGGAAAAAUGCGUCGACGCGUCCCCCCCCGAGUUGUGAAUGUAGUUGAAGACGGAAGCGGAGAAGAGCAACGAAAAAUAGAUGGGGGGGGGAGUGGGGGGGAGUGAGUGAAACCGUAAAUGUAAAUGAAAAGGAUCAGUUUAAAAAUAAUACUCUGUUUUAAGAAAAGCGGAACUCGAGUAAGUAAGCAGGAAAAAAAGAAAAGGAACAUGAUUGUAAAUAUUGUCAAUGUAAAAUUAUUGUAGAAGUUGAA
This is a messenger RNA of Petromyzon marinus (sea lamprey), 4568 nucleotides long. NCBI's taxonomy places the organism in Eukaryota, Metazoa, Chordata, Hyperoartia, Petromyzontiformes, Petromyzontidae. The record is from RefSeq and is a predicted model, not a curated record.